CGCUCUGGCCAUGCCAGAGCGAGCCGCCGGCCGCACUGCCGGACAAUGCUGCACGGCCGGGGCCCGUGCGACCGCCGCUCCGUGCUCAAGCUGCUCUUGAGCCUCAUGAGCAAGCACGAGGGCCUGUGCCUGACCAUGCUCGCCGUCGGCGCGGUCAAGAGCGGCCGUCGGGGACGCAAGUAGUGGAGGGUUUCGAAGACGUCGUUCCUCCGCGUCGUGUCAAAGUGCGCGCUCGCCGAGUAGCGAUCCACGGCCUCGACGUCGAGCUCCGCCCUCGGCAGCGCCGGGACAUGAUUGCACAGCCGCGGCUCGCGUAGAAUGACCCAGUCGCGCGAGGCGCUGACCAUCAUGGCGGAGUCCGGCCCCACGUUCAGCAAGGCGGGCACGCUGUCGGUGCCGCGCUGGGCCGCCCUGCUGGUGGCGGCCGUCUUCGUCGCCAUCCUGGUGGCCACCGGCCUGGCCGUCUACUCGCUCACGGCCUGCCCCGCCCCCGCAGCGACGGCCCCCGCGGCGGGCACGGCGGACGCGGCGGCCAGGGGCGAGGACAAGGCCGUGGACAGGAUCGACGUGCGUCUGCCCAGGAGUGUCCAUCCCAUCGCCUACGAGAUAAGGCUGCUGCCCUUCCUCCAGGGCAACUUCUCGUUCCGGGGCGAGGUGGCCAUCACGAUGAACGUGACGGAGCCCACCAACAACGUGACGCUGCACGCGCUGGACCUGGCCGUGGACGAGCGCUCCGUGUCGCUGACGCGCCAGGACGGCGUCGGCGACGGCGCCGCGUCCACGGGCGUGCCCAUCAGCGGCCACCGGCGCGACCGGCGCCGCCAGUUCCACGUCAUCCAGACCAGGAUGCAGCUGCAGCCCGGCACCUACCGGGUCAGGAUCAAGUUCACGGGCGUGCUGGGCGACGACCUGCAGGGCUUCUACCGCAGCUCCUACGUGGAGAAGAACGUGACGAGGUGGGUGGCGGUCACGCAGUUCCAGUCCACGGACGCGCGCCGCGCGUUCCCCUGCUUCGACGAGCCGGCGCUCAAGGCGCGCUUCAAGCUGCACCUGGGCCGGCCCAAGAACAUGACGACCGUCUCCAACAUGCCGCAGAGCAGCGCCUCCACGCCGGUGGACGGCGUGCCGGGCUACGUGUGGGACCACUACCAGGAGUCGGUGCCCAUGUCCACGUACCUGGUGGCCUUCGCCGUCACGGACUUCGCCACCCUCCGCAACGGCUCGUUCACGGUGUGGGCGCGCCGCGACGCGCUGCAGCAGGCGCGCUACGCCCUCCAGAUCGGCCCCCGGGUGCUCAACUACCUCGAGAAGUACUUCAACAUCCCGUACCCGCUGCCCAAGAUGGACAUGAUGGCGCUGCCCGACCUGGCGGCCGGCGCCAUGGAGAACUGGGGGCUCAUCACGUACCGGGAGAUGGCCAUGCUGUACCAGGAGGGCGUGUCCACCACCAGCAACAAGCAGCAGGUCGCCACCGUGGUGUCGCACGAGCUGGCGCACCAGUGGUUCGGCAACCUGGUCACGCCGUCCUGGUGGUCCGACCUGUGGCUCAACGAGGGCUUCGCCAGCUACGUCGAGUACCUCGGCGUGGACGCGGUGGAGCCGGACUGGCUCAUCCUGGAGCAGUUCGUGGUGAGCGAGGUGCAGAUGGUGUUCGGGCUGGACGCCCUGCAGUCCUCCCACCCCGUGUCCAUCGAGGUGUUCAACCCGGACGAGAUCAACGAGAUCUUCGACCGCAUUUCCUACGGCAAGGGCGCGUCCAUCAUCCGCAUGAUGGACCACUUCCUCACCACCAAGGUGUUCACGUCGGGGCUGACGGGCUACCUGCGCGGCCGCUCCUACUCGUCGGCCACGCAGAACAACCUGUGGGACGCGCUGACGGCGCAGGCGCAUAGCGACCACGCUCUGCCCCUCGACGUCACCGUCAGGGACAUCAUGGACACGUGGACGCUGCAGACGGGCUACCCGGUCGUGACCGUCACCAGGGACUACGGCACGGGCAGCGCGCGCGUGGAGCAGCGCCGCUUCGAGCUGCGGCCCAACUCCUCGGACGCGGAGCCGCUCUGGUGGGUGCCGAUCACGUUCACGACGCAGGCCGUGGCCGACUUCGCCACCACCAAGCCCAGUCACUGGCUGCGGCGGCAGCGCUCCACCACCCUGGACCUGGGCGCGCGCGCCGGCGAGUGGGUCGUCUUCAACAUCCAGGAGACGGGCUUCUACCGCGUCAACUACGACACGCAGAACUGGCGGCUGCUGGGCGCCGCGCUCCGCGACCAGCACUCUCUGGCCGUGAUCGCCGCCACGAACCGCGCCCAGCUCGUGGACGACGCCCUCAACCUGGCGCGCGCCGGCGUGCUGGACUACGGCGUGGCCCUGGACAUGACGCGCUACCUGCGCCUCGAGACGGCCUACCUGCCCUGGAAGGCCGCGCUCAACGCGCUCGGCUACAUCGACAGCAUGCUCGUGGACAGCGGCCACUACGACAAGUUCAAGGCCUACAUGAUGGACCUGAUGCUGCCGCUGUACGAGUCGGUGGGCCUGGAGGAGCACCCCAACGACCCGCUGCUCAAGGUGCUCACCAGGGUGUCCCUCAUGUCCUGGACCUGCAACUUCGGACACGAGCCGUGCGUCAACGCGGCCUUCGACAUGUUCUCCCGGUGGCGCAACGCCACGGACCCGGACAGGGAAAACCCGAUCCCCGCCAACCUGAAGCCCGUGGUGUACUGCACGGCGCUGCGCAAGGGCGGCCAGGCCGAGUGGGACUUCGCGUGGCAGCGCUACCUGCGCACCAACGCCGCCUCCGAGAAGGACCUGCUGCUGAACGCGCUGGGCUGCACGCGCGAGACGUGGAUCCUGAGCCGCUUCCUGGAGCGCGGCAUGACGGACAACUCGGGCAUCCGCAAGCAGGACGUGGCGCGCGUCUUCAGCUCCGUGUCGGGCAGUGUGGUGGGCCAGCCGCUCGCCGUGCGCUACCUGCGCGACAAGUGGGACCGCGUGCUGCAGUACCUCGGAUCGUCCAUGUUCAUGAUCAACAACAUCGUCCGGAGCACGUUCAAGCGGAUCAACAGCAAGUACGAGUUGAUGGACCUGAAGCGCUUCGCCGAGGACAACAAGAAGGAGCUGGGCACCGCCGCGCGCCAGGUGCUGCAGUCCAUCGAGCAGGCCGAGGCCAACAUCGAGUGGAUGGACAAGAAUUUCGACACGAUCGUGUGGUGGCUGGGGAACGCCACAGUGCGCCCCAGCAGCUAGUCUCUCUCCUGAAGGGCGAACCAUUUCAGGGAUUAGUGUAGGGGGCCGUAUUUGG
Molecule: messenger RNA, 3301 nt
Organism: Thrips palmi
Lineage: Eukaryota; Metazoa; Arthropoda; Insecta; Thysanoptera; Thripidae
Product: aminopeptidase N-like
Exons: 12
Coding region: 319-3246 (975 amino acids)
Biological process (GO): peptide catabolic process; proteolysis
Cellular component (GO): cytoplasm
Molecular function (GO): zinc ion binding; metalloaminopeptidase activity; peptide binding
Source: RefSeq, a predicted model, not a curated record